CUUUGUCUCCGCAGCCUGUGGAGAAGAAGAGGCGACCUAGACCAAACCUUGUUGCUAGUCUAGUCUCCUGCCCAACUCAGCCGCAGUGCAACGACCAAAAACCGCAGUUCAUGCCGCCGCCGACGCCCUCCGCAGCGUUGACGCCGAUACCACGACGACCUCUCCAGGAAAUAUCCAUUGAGCCGACCGCCGCUCACCGAACCCGCUACCCAAGAAUACAACAACGCUGACGGCAGAGUCGUCGAGUCAGCUCCCGGCGCAGCCAUGGACAGCGCCGCGCAGGCCGUCGGCCAUGUCCACGGCUUAUACGCCCGCGCCGCCGCAGACAGGCCGGCCGCGUUCAAAGCGAUCGGCAUUGGGCUGGCCGUCGGCUCCGGAGUGUUCAUCGGGACAUCGUUUGUCCUCAAAAAGGUUGGGCUGCUCAAGGCGAAUGAGAAAUACAACGAGGUGGCGGGCGAGGGGUAUGGCUACCUCAAAAACGCCUACUGGUGGGCCGGCAUGACCCUCAUGAUCUUGGGCGAGGGGCUCAACUUCGCCGCCUACGCCUUCACAGACGCCAUCCUGGUCACGCCCCUCGGCGCGCUCUCCGUCGUCAUCACGACUAUCCUGUCUGCCAUCUUCCUGAAGGAGCGGCUCAGCAUGGUCGGCAAGGUCGCUUGUUUCCUGUGCAUCGUCGGAUCUGUUGUCAUCGUCAUGAAUGCGCCCCAGGAGUCGUCGGUCGCAACCAUCCAGGAGAUGCAAGAUUUCGUCAUCCACCCCGGCUUCUUGGCCUACGCCGGCGUGAUCCUCGUGGGCGCUGCUGUUGUGGCAAUCUGGCUGGGGCCCAAGUAUGGGAACAAGAAUAUGCUGGUCUACAUCUCCAUCUGCAGCUGGGUGGGCGGGCUUAGUGUUGUCGCUACUCAGGGGUUGGGUGCCGCCAUCGUUGCGCAGGCGGGCGGCACUCCGCAGUUCAAUCAGUGGUUCCUCUACGUUUUGUUGGUGUUCGUCAUCGGGACGCUCCUGACAGAAAUCAUUUACUUGAACAAAGCCCUCAACAUAUUCAAUGCCGCGUUGGUUACUCCUACGUACUAUGUCUACUUUACGAGCACCACCAUCAUCACCUCGGCCGUCCUAUUCCGGGGGUUCAAAGGGACCCCGACGUCCAUCGUUACCGUGGUAAACGGCUUCCUGACUAUUUGCGCCGGCGUCGUACUCCUGCAGCUGUCCAAGUCCGCCAAGGACGUGCCCGACACCGCGCUUUUCACCGGGGACUUGGACCAGAUUCACACCAUUGCCGAACAGCCACAGUCUGAAACGGAACCAAAGGCCGAUGCCAUUCGGGGCGCGGCGGCAAUCGUUAGGAGACUCUCCUCUGCCAGACAGAAGAUGGAGCUCGAAGAAUUUAAGCGACUACAGGAGGAAAAGCGACAGGAGAGCCUCGCGCCGGUUAGCGAGGACGGUGCGCCCAUCUACGAGUGGGAUGGGAUCAGGCGGCGACGAACUAUGACCGUCAGCACCCGCAGGUCCAUGACAUCCCCGGCGCCCACCCAAUUCGCGCCGCCCACGCCGCACCCCCCUCUGGGGUGGUCGCACUUCCCGACCCCGGAAGAGCUUGGCGAGGCUAACAGGCCACUCUCGCCGGCGCUCUCCAGCAUCGUCGGCACCAUCCGCACCAGAGCGCGCAGCGUGCUGCUGCCUGGGCAUCCCGACUUUCGCAAGACCGCCGAGCCGCCCAAGGUGCAAAGCCCGAUGCACCCGGUCCAGCUCACGUCGAUAGCAGUGGCCGGGUCAAAACCCGGGGAGAUCGAAGAGUACAGCCUGCCAGGCACCAGCGUCGGCGAGGACAGCUCACGGUCCGCGCGGCGGGUGCAAUUCGGGCCCGACUCCCGCAAUGUGUCUGAUGACAACCAGUCAGCCAUGUCUUACGCACCGCUAACCCCGCCAUCUCACUCCGCCCGCCGCCAGUUUUCCUUCCAUUCCAUGUUCCGACGCCACCAAUCCCACGCCCACGGCGACGGCAGCGGCAGCGGCGGCAGCGGGCACGACGACGCCGACCACCAGCACCACCACCACCACCCGCUGUUCGCGCGAGGGGCCCGGCAGGGGAUCUCGCCGCGCGGCUACUCGAGCCCGCAGAUCCGCGGCGCCACCGAGGAGGAGACGCUGGGGCUCGUGAAGGGCGACUCCAACACGUCCCAGUCGAUGCCCGCGCUGGCGCAGUACGACGACAGCGACGAGGACGACUACACCGCCGAGUACUUCGACGACAAGCAGGCCCGAUACGGGCACAGCAUCACCAGGGGGUACGCCGCCAACCCGAGUCCGCCGCGCAGGAGGGGCAGCGACGAGAAGGGAUCCAGUGAGGCGCCGGUCGACGAUCAUGAGACGUACCUCCAGCGGCUGAGGGAUCGGCGGCGGAGUGGUGGCGGCGGCGAUGAUGGCGGUAGGACGCCGCCGGCGGGUGGUGGUGGGCGGAUGGCAGGGUUCAUCUGAUUUCUACGGUCUCAUUUGCUUUUUGGGUAUAUUACUGUUUAUGCUUGGGAAGAGCCUAGGCACGACACACGGACGAUGAAUGAAUACAGCAUGACGACGACAGGAAGGGGGGUACUUCAUGAAUCAGCACCACCACACUCCGUUUUGGUUAUCCUCUACCGGCUGCACCUUUUGAAUGGGCAUGCACCUCGGGCAGCUUUCCAUGUUGCUUUCUGGCUCUUUCGGGU
Thermothielavioides terrestris NRRL 8126 is the source of this 2699-nucleotide messenger RNA. RefSeq lists its product as uncharacterized. Gene Ontology annotation, biological process: magnesium ion transport. Gene Ontology annotation, cellular component: membrane. The record is from RefSeq and is a predicted model, not a curated record. Lineage: Eukaryota; Fungi; Ascomycota; Sordariomycetes; Sordariales; Chaetomiaceae. Gene Ontology annotation, molecular function: magnesium ion transmembrane transporter activity. The transcript has 2 exons. Bases 265 to 2472 code for a protein of 735 amino acids.